Molecule: messenger RNA, 4502 nt
Organism: Molossus molossus (Pallas's mastiff bat)
Lineage: Eukaryota; Metazoa; Chordata; Mammalia; Chiroptera; Molossidae
Gene: TCHH
Product: trichohyalin
Exons: 2
Coding region: 1-4011 (1336 amino acids)
Biological process (GO): intermediate filament organization
Molecular function (GO): calcium ion binding; transition metal ion binding
Source: RefSeq, a predicted model, not a curated record
AUGUCUCCACUUUUGAGAAGCAUCUUCAAUAUCACUGAAGUUUUCAAUCAAUAUGCCUCACAUGAUUGUGAUGGUGCAGCACUAUGCAAGAAAGACCUGAAGAACCUCCUUGAAAAGGAAUUUGGAACUAUUCUUCAGAGACCACAUGAUCCUGAAACGGUAGAUUUGAUCCUGGAACUUCUGGAUCGCGACUGUAACGGGCUGGUUGAUUUCAACGAGUUCCUCCUGUUCAUUUUCAAAGUGGCUCAAGCUUGUUAUUACGCUCUCAUUGAGGCCUCGGGGCUAGAGAAGGAAGCCAGGUGUGAGGAAACGGUGAGCCCGUUACAAGAUCGCAGGCAAGAAGACCAAAGGAGACUUGAGCGCCAGGACAGACAGUUGGAAGAAGAACGCAGGCAGAAGAAGCAGGAACAAGAGGAGCUCGCUGAGGAAGAGGAGCAGAGGGAGAAGCAACAGAGACAUGAGCAAAGGCGAGAAAGGGAAGCGCGCCGUGAGGAAGAAGAGCAGCUGCAGACGCGCAAGGGGCGGGCACCUGAGGAGUUUCCUGACCGAGUGCAGAGGCGAGAGAGGCAGGAGCAGCGAGAGCGCCAGCGCCUUGAGGAGCAGCGCGAACGCCAGGAAGAGGAGCAGCUACCCCAGCGGGAACGGCAGGAGCUGCGGAGAGAGCGCCUGGAGGAGGAGGAGCUGCAAAGGCAGAAACACCAGCGCCAGGAGCCCUUGGAGGAGGAGGGGCGCCAGCGGCAGCUCAGGCGCGUGCAAGAGCUGAGGCGCGAGCAGGAGCUGAGGCGCGAGCAGGAGCUGAGGCGCGAGCAGGAGGAGAGGCGCGUGCAAGAGCUGAGGCGCGAGCAGGAGGAGAGGCGCGUGCAAGAGCUGAGGCGCGAGCAGGAGGAGAGGCGCGUACAAGAGCUGAGGCGCGAGCAGGAGGAGAGGCGCGAGCAAGAACUGAGGCGCGAGCAGGAGAGGCGCGUACAAGAGCUAAGGCGCGAGCAGGAGGAGAGGCGCGAGCAAGAACUGAGGCGCGAGCAGGAGAGGCGCGUACAAGAUCUGAGGCGCGAGCAGGAGGAGAGGCGCGAGCAAGAAUUGAGGCGCGAGCAAGAGCUGAGGCGCGAUCAGGAGCGGCGCUGGCAGCAACUGAGGCGCGAGCGGGAGGAGCAGGAGCUGAGGCGCGAGCAGGAGGAACGGCGCGAGCAACAGCUGAGGCGCGAGCAGGAGGAACCGCGCGGGCAGCAGCUGAGGCGCGAGCAGGGGCCACUCUUGGAGCAGCUGAGGCGCGAGCAGGAGGAGCGGCGGGAGCAGCAGCUGAGGCGCGAGCAGGAGGAGCGGCGCGAGCAGCAGCUGAGGCGCGAGCAGGAGGAGCGGCGGGAGCAGCGGCUGAGGCGCGAGCAGAAGGAGCGGCGUCGGCAGCAGCUGAGGCGCGAGCUGGAGGUCGCUGAGGAGGAGGGACGGCAGGAAGAGACUCGUGAGCAGGGCGAGAGCCGCAUCCUGAGGUGGCAGCGGCAGCUGGAAAGCGAGGCCGACGCCCGUCAGAGCAAAGUCUAUUCGAGGCCCCCCAGGCAGGAAUCGCUGAGGCGCCGCCAGGAGCAGGAGGAAGAGGAGGACAGGCGGCUCCAAGUCCACAAGCGGCUGCAGCGCCAGGAAGAGAAGCUGCAAGAGGAGAAGAGGCGCCAGGAACUGGAGAGACAGUAUCAGGAGGAAGGGCAGCUGCAGAGGGGGGAACGUGAGGACAGGAGACGCCAAACGAGGGAGAGACAGUAUCAGGAGGAAGAGCAGCUGCAGCGGGAAAAGAGGCGCCAGGAAUUGGAGAGACAGUAUCAGGAGGAAGAGCAGCUUCCGCAGGAAAAGCGCCAGGACCUGGAGAGACAAUAUCAGGAAGAAGAGCAGCUGCAGAGAGAGGAACGCGAGGACAGGAGACGCCAAAAGCGAGACAGACAGUAUCAGGAAGAAGAGCAGCUGCAGCGGGAAAAGCGCCAGGAACUGGAGAAAUAUCAGGAGGAAGAGCAGCUGCAGAAAGAGGAACGUGAGGACAGGAGACGCCAAAAUCAGGAGAGACAGUAUCAGGAGGAAGAGCAGGUGCAGCAGAAGGAAGAGCAGUUGCAGAGGGAAAGAAGGCGCCAGCAACGCGACAGGCAGAAUCUGGAGGAGGAGGAGCUGCUGCACCAGGACAGGAAACAGCAAUUCCGGGAUGAAAAUCAGAGCCGUGACCUGAAAUGGCAGUGGCAACCAGGGGGGAAAAAUGAAGUUCGUAAUUACAGGGUUCACUCCAAACGCAGAGAGAAUGAAGAAAAGAUCCGGCAAUUGGAAGAUCUCCAGGUGAGGGAGAGACAACUCCACCAGGAUCGGUGGCCCCUGAAGGAAGAGAGAGAGCAAGAGAGGAGGAAUUGGCAGUCACUGGACAGGCAAUUCUCAGCCAAAGAACUGCUGGAGCAAGAGGAGCAAAAGGAAGCCAAAAGGCGAGCCAGGGAGUUGCAAGAGGAAGAGCAGCUGCUGAAGGAGGAAAGAGAGAAGAAAAGACGCCUUCAGGAAGAAGACAUCAAGUUCCGUGAAGAGGAACAGCUCCUCCAGGAACGCGAAGAACAGCGGCUGCGUCGCCAAGAGCGCGACAGAAAGCUCCGCGAGGAGGAACAGCAGCUGUUCCGCCAGGAACGCGAGCAAGAGCUCCGCCAGGAACGCGACAGAAAGUUCCGUGAGGAGGAACAGCUCCUUCAAGAACUGGAAGAACAGCGGCUGCGUCGCCAAGGGCGCGACAGGAAGCUCGGCGAGGAGGAACAGCAGCUGCGCCGCCAGGAACGAGAGCAAGAGCUUCGCCAGGAACGCGACAGAAAAUUACGUGAGGAGGAACAGCGGCUGCGUCGCCAAGAGCGCGACAGAAAGCUCCGCGAGGAGGAACAGCUCCUCCAGGAACUGGAAGAACAGAGGCUGCGCCGCCAAGGGCGCGACAGAAAGCUCGGCGAGGAGGAACAGCAGCUGCGCCGCCAGGAACGCGACAGAAAAUUCCGUGAGGAAGAACAGCUCCUCCAGGAACUGGAAGAACAGCGGCUGCGUCGCCAAGGGCGCGACAGAAAGCUCCGCGAGGAGGAACAGCAGCUGCGCCGCCAGGAAGGAGAGCAAGAGCUCCGCCAGGAACGUGACAGAAAGUUCCGGGAGGAGGAACAGCAACUGCGCCGCCAGGAACGCGACAGAAAGUUCCGUGAGGGGGAACAGCUCCUCCAGGAACUGGAAGAACAGCGGCUGCGUCGCCAAGAGCGCGACAGAAAGUUCGGCGAGGAGGAACAGGAGCUGCGCCGCCAGGAACGAGAGCAAGAGCUUCGCCAGGAACGCGACAGAAAAUUCCGUGAGGAAGAACAGCUCCUCCAGGAACUGGAAGAACAGCGGCUGCGUCGCCAAGGGCGCGACAGAAAGCUCAGCGAGGAGGAACAGCAGCUGCGCCGCCAGGAACGAGAGCAAGAGCUUCGCCAGGAACGCGACAGAAAAUUCCGUGAGGAAGAACAGCUCCUCCAGGAACUGGAAGAACAGCGGCUGCGUCGCCAAGGGCGCGACAGAAAGCUCAGCGAGGAAGAACAGCAGCUGCGCCGCCAGGAACGCGACAGAAAAUUACGUGAGGAGGAACAGCGGCUGCGUCGCCAAGAGCGCGGCAGAAAGCUCCGCGAGGAGGAACAGCUCCUCCAGGAACGGGAAGACCAGCUGCUGCGGGAGGAGCAGGAACUGAGGAGCCGGCAGGAGAGAGACCAGCAGUACCUGGAGGAGGAGCAAUUUGCCCGGGAGAAGAGGAGUCGUCAGGAACUGCGGCAGGAAGAACAGAGACGCCGCCAAGAGCGGGAAAGGAAAUCCCGUGAAGAAGAGCAGCUCAGCCGCCGGCUGGAGCAGGCACAGAGGCGCGGUCAAGUCUGGGAGGAAAAAGACAAGGGUCGUCAGCAAAUUCUUGAGCCUGGCAAGCAUCAGUUUGCCAGUGCCCCGGUGCGCUCCAGCCCUCUCUAUGAGUACAUCCAAGAGCAGAGAUCCCAAUACCGGCCUUAGGAAAUGCUGCUAUAUCCCAACACUUGUCAAAGCUUCAGCAAAGGAAAACCGGAAACAUUGGGUACUAAAUGACUCAAAUGUUUUUGGUUGUGGGAAAACUCUGUUAUGUUAGAAUAUGUCUCUUUUCCAAAAUCUUAAACUGUAAUCCUUUCAUGUACUUUGUACUUCUACCUCUUAUUCUUCCUCAAGUAGUUCUUUACUGCAGGAUGUCUUCGCUCUUUGGUGCAGAUGUGGUGUGCAUUUAAAAAAAAACAAAUCAUUUAAUUUGUUUAAGGAGUUUAGGGGACAUGUUAAUUUAUUGCUUUCAAAAGUAACAAGAAUAAUAUGUGAGAUUCAAAAGAAUUAGGUCUGUUUUUUUAAUGGUUGAUCUAUUUUGUGAAAAGCUUAGUUAUUUUUAGUGUUCAAGUUGGUAUUUCUUCUUGGGCUUAAAUUACAUUAAUAUUUACUUCCAAAUAGCCUCUAAUCUUUUGUGGCGCAAUUAGUACAGAUUC